AUUAAAUUAAUUUUUGUAAAUUCAAGAUCAAUUUUUGUAAAUUUUUUAAUUAAAUGUUUCUGAAUUAAUUUAUAAUUAAUUAUUAUAAAUUAUAUAUAAUUUCUAAAUAAAUUGAAAAUUUAAAUAACUAAAUGUUUAUGCUCGGGUGAUAUAAAUAUAGCAAUUUUUAAUAGUUCAGCAUAACGAACGAAACCCUCAUAAAUAAGUAAUAAAACCUAAUGGUCAUUAGUUAAAUCUAUGAACUUUGUUAAUAAAACAAAAUUUAAACAUGAAUGUAGAAAUUGUAAAUAAAAAUACUAAAAUAAAAAGAAAUGCUAAAUGUUCAGAGAUUUUUGAUGAAAAACAGAAGAAGAAAAGACGGAGUUCUGAAGAAAUCUUUAAUAUUUUAAACAAUGAUGAUGACAGUAUAUUUUCUAAAAUGAAUCUGCCAAUCCAGAAAAAAGAAACUAAUGACAUAGACAUAUUCUUGGCCAACGAAGAUUUAGAUUUGUUUUGCAAGAAUAAUGAAAAUGAUGUCGAUCCCCUUCAAUGUACCCAAAAGUUUUUUGAUGAUUUAAAUUCUGCAAUUUUGCUCCCUAACGGAGUAAAUAACACAUCAUUUUUGGAUCAUUCAAAAAUAUAUUGUGGGUCACAAUAUCAAAGUAGAACAAAUGGCUGCAAUAUCUCUCUCAUUGGAUCCGAUUCGAAAUGGGAUACCCAAAUUUUUGAAGAGGAAACAAACCUUAUACCUAAUAAAGGACCAUUUUAUAAUCUUCCAGUUCUUGUGCAAGAUCUUAUUAAGGAACAUAAAGGAAUAGAAAAACUUUAUGAUUGGCAAAAUGAAUGCCUGAAUUUGCCUGCUAUAAAAAAUAGACAAAAUUUAAUUUAUGCUCUACCAACGAGCGGUGGUAAAACUUUAGUUUCAGAAAUUUUAAUGUUAAGAGAAAUAGUUUGCAGAGAAAAAUGCGUUAUCUUUAUAUUACCUUACGUUUCAAUAGUGCAAGAAAAAUUUAGUGCAAUGGCUCCUUUUGCUUUAAGAUUAAAUUUUAAUGUUGAAGAAUAUGCAGGGGGCAAAGGUAAAUGUCCACCAAAAAACCGACACAAACGCAAAACUAUUUAUAUUUGUUCAAUUGAAAAAGGUGCUAUUUUAUUCAAUAGUCUUAUUGAAGUUGGCCGUGUGAACGAAAUAGGUUUAAUUGUCGUAGAUGAAUUACAUCUUAUAGGAGAAAAAGGACGAGGUGCUAUACUGGAAAAUUUUCUCAGCAAAGUCAUUGCAUUGAAUGCCGGCAUACAAAUCAUUGGAAUGAGUGCAACAAUAGGAAAUAUUUCAGAAAUAUCAAAUUUUCUAAAAGCUGACGUUUAUACUAGAGGAUUCAGACCAGUAGAAUUAAAAGAAUAUAUAAAAUGUGGUAGGGAUAUCCUAAGUGUUAAUCCAUACGGAAAUAACCAUGAAGAUUUAUUUAAAUUCAGUAGGUCAAUUGACUAUAAAUAUUCCCCCAGUAUAGAAAAGGCUGAUCCAGAUCAUUUAGCUGGUUUAGUAUCUGAAGUGAUACCAAAACAUUCAUGCCUCAUAUUUUGUUCCACACGCAAAAACUGUGAAAAUGUGGCUAUUUUAUUAACUAAGGUUCUUUCUAAGAAAAAAUAUUUGGAGUACCGUCAGGAAGAAAAAACAAUGUUACUAGAUGCUUUGAAAAAGCUUUGUGGAAAUCUUAAUCCAAUUUUAUUAGAAACUGUACCAUUCGGAAUAGCAUUUCAUCAUUCUGGACUUAUGACAGAUGAAAGAAAACUUUUGGAAAUUGCAUAUCGAGUUGGAACACUUUGCGUUAUUUGUUGUACCUCGACUCUAGCCGCUGGCGUAAAUUUACCGGCAAAAAGAGUUAUAAUAAGAGCUCCGUAUGUUGGUAAAAAGUUUAUAUCCCUUAGUCAAUAUAAGCAAAUGAUAGGAAGAGCCGGAAGAGCAGGACUAGGCGAAACAGGCGAAAGUAUUUUAAUUUUAUCAUCGAAAGAUAAUUACAAAGUUGGCCAAAUGUUAUCUUCUCCAAUGGAUAAUGUAAUAAGCGCUAUGACAGACAACAACUAUGUUGGAUUAGAAAAUCUUGUAUUAAGUGCUAUUGGUUUAAAAAUAUCAAGUUCUUACGAAAACUUACUAGAAUUGGUGUCUUGCACUUUAUUAGCAACUCAAAAAGACAGAUUUGAAAUUAAAAUUCCCGAACUAAUUUCAAAAAUUUUAAAAAGUAUGUUUAAAAAGAAAAUUUUAAAAAUAAUUGAUGAAAAACUGAGACAUCACAUAAAAAAUUACACGAGUAUUACAAUUAGCGAAGAAACUAUAAAAAGUCAAACACUUUCAAAUAGUGGUACAAUAGAAGAAAGUCAUGAAUUCCAUCAUAAAAAAAAAUUUGUGCUCAGAAAGUCAACCAGAUUUGAAUUAAGUACUUUAGGUAGAGCCGCAUACAAAGCUGGCAUUAGUUACGAAAAGGCCCAAAGAAUUAAUUCAGAGCUAGAACUAGCUCUUAAAUCACUAGUACUUUCCAACUAUUCUCAUUUGCUAUAUUUGGUAGUUGCUUUGAAUUCUUCUGAAAAUAAUAUAGUUACUGAUCCUAGUGUAUUAUUUAGAGAGUUUAACAAUGAUUCUAGUAGCGCGAGAGAUUUAUUUAAAGUAAUUGGUAUAACUGACGCGCAUAUUAUAAAAAUGUUUAAAACAAUGUCUUUCAAGGGACCUCUAGAAGUUCAGUUAGAAAGAAUAUAUAUUGUUUUAAUGCUCAAUGAUAUUAUAAAUUUAAUGCCAUUGCGCGAAAUUUCAUCAAAAUAUUCAGUUGAACCUGGUGUUAUCCAAAAUUUAUUAGCGCAAUCCUCUUCCUCAGCUAACACUAUAAUUAGAUUAUGUGGAGAAAUUGAAAAAUAUUGGUGUUACAAACCGUUAUUGGAAAAAUUAAACGAAAAACUUGAUAGAUGCUCAUCAAUUGAACUUGAAGCACUAAUGCAACUACCUUCUGUUAAAAAUGCAAGAGCUAAACAACUUUAUGCAGCUGGGUUUUCCUCUAUAGAAGAUAUUGCAAAAUGCAAACCAACGCUUUUAGUAAAAAAAAUUGAACAUUUGCACAUGAAGACGGCUAAAGAAAUCGUUUCAGCUGCAAAGCUGAUCUUAUUAGGACGCUUAGAAGACAUUGAAUCGGAAGCUUCAUCCAUUUUAGAGUGCUUAAAUAAUUAAGUUUUUCAAGUUAUAAUAAUUAAUUUUAGUAGCUGCAAUAAAUUUUAUUUAU
Condylostylus longicornis is the source of this 3239-nucleotide messenger RNA. It is a transcript of the gene mus301, whose product is annotated as helicase POLQ-like. The record is from RefSeq and is a predicted model, not a curated record. NCBI's taxonomy places the organism in Eukaryota, Metazoa, Arthropoda, Insecta, Diptera, Dolichopodidae. Bases 269 to 3187 code for a protein of 972 amino acids. Gene Ontology annotation, molecular function: nucleic acid binding; ATP binding. The transcript is spliced from 7 exons.